Messenger RNA from Iphiclides podalirius (scarce swallowtail), 2586 nucleotides. NCBI's taxonomy places the organism in Eukaryota, Metazoa, Arthropoda, Insecta, Lepidoptera, Papilionidae. The record is from the annotation of a GenBank genome assembly.
AUGUAUUGUUGCAGCAACGGUCCAGUGGAGGGCGCGUAUGGUUCGCAGCACAGUCCGGUGUCGCGCUCGGACGCUUCUACUGAGGACGCGGAGCUGACUGCCGCCCUCGCGCACCAGCACCACCUCGCCAUGCAGGCCGGCGACUACCCGGUGUCUGGCGUGGAGCCGGAUUAUGGACAAUAUGUGUCUUCCCCAGCAGCUCACUAUAAUCACAUGGGCCACCUCACUAUGGCGCCGUCGCAGAAGUACCCACACGUGAUGGACUCUGUUUCGGUUAGCGGAGGCGUGUACGGAACGAGCGCGGGGGCCGCACAUUACGGCACUUACGCGCAUUACGGUGCGGCGUAUCCCGCACAACCCGCCUACCUCGUGGAGCCCGGCUCGCAGGUUCCCGCCUAUAUGGCGCAGGAGUACGUGGAAGGAGGUGGCAGUGCUUCUCCAAGGAGUGCCUCGCCAGGCGCUCUGCCGCCGCAGCACAACCUCCACUUGCAACAGAGGUAUGAUUCCGCGUCGCUGGAGCAACUGGGACGGCACUAUUGCGUGACGUCACCGCGCGGCGAGUACGCCGGCGACGCGUACGGCUACCAGCACUACCCGACCGCUUACGACCCACCGCCGCACCAGCCUCCGCCGUUCAAGGAUUCACAAAACGGAUUAAGCCUCGGUAGCGCCGGCGGGCAGUCAAUGUACGGCGAUGACGACGAACUGCAGAAGCAAAUGGCUGGAAUGGCAUUAGUUCACCCCAGCGUGGGUGGCCGGGAAGACGGCGGUGGACUGCAGUGGCGCGAUCCGAAUCUACCCGAGGUGAUCGGAUUCUUGAACUCGCCUUCAGACGUGGUGAAGGCCAACGCUGCGGCAUAUUUACAACACCUCACCUAUAUGGACGAUCCUAAUAAGCAGAAGACGAGGAGCUUAGGCGGCAUCCCGCCCCUGGUGCGUCUGGUGUCGCACGAGAGCCCCGAGGUGUGCCGCAACGCGUGCGGCGCCCUGAGGAACCUCUCCUACGGCCGCCAGAACGACGAGAACAAGCGCGCGAUAAGGGACGCGGGCGGUAUACCCGCCCUGAUGGCGCUGCUCUGCCGCGCCGCCGACAUGGAGGUAAAGGAUCUGGUAACAGGAGUCAUCUGGAAUAUGUCGUCGUGCGAGGACCUGAAGCAGUCGAUCAUCGAUGACGCGGCGCAAGUGAUAGUUAACAAAGUCAUCAUACCGCAUUCCGGGUGGCAUCCAACCAAUCCCGGCGACACUUACUGGUCAACAGUGUUCCGCAACGCGUCGGGCGUGCUGCGCAACGCGUCGUCGGCGGGCGAGUACGCGCGGCGGCGGCUGCGCGCGCUGCCCGGCCUCGUGGAGGCGCUGCUGCACGCGGUGCGCGCCGCGGUGCGCGCCAACGCCAUCGGCACCAAGAUCGUCGAGAACUGCGUCUGCGUGCUGCGCAACCUCUCGUACAGAUGCCAAGAAAUAGAGGAUCCUUUAUAUGAUACGAGAGCUCCACCCACACAAUCUUCCGGGCAGGCUAGAAUACAAGCUAGUGCAUCCAAAGGCGAAAACCUCGGUUGUUUCGGCGGAAGUAAAAAGAAGAAGGAGGGAUCGUCGUCUUCAAACUCCACCAGUCCCCUGGGCAAGAGCGAUCCUGACACUCAGCCCCUCGGGGAGACCGGCUCCAACACGCAGCUUGGCUACAGCGUACCCAAGGGCACGGAAAUGCUGUGGUCACCCGAGGUGGUGCCCCUGUACAUGGCGCUGUUGCAGUCCUGCUCCAACCCCGAGACGCUGGAGGCGGCGGCGGGCGCGCUGCAGAACCUCGCCGCCUGCUACUGGCAGCCCUCGAUCGAUAUACGCGCCGCCGUGCGAAAGGAGAAAGGUCUUCCGAUCCUGGUGGAACUGCUGAGAAUGGAAGUAGACCGCGUGGUGUGCGCGGUGGCGACCGCCCUCCGCAACCUGGCCAUCGACCAGCGCAACAAGGAGCUCAUCGGGAAGUAUGCCAUGCGCGACCUGGUGCAGAAGCUGCCAAGUGGAAACCAGCAGCACGAUCAGGGCACGUCCGACGACACGAUAGCGGCCGUGCUGGCAACCCUCAACGAGGUGAUAAAGAAGAGCGGCGAGUUCUCCCGUUCCCUGCUCGAGGCCGGCGGAGUGGAGCGUCUGCUCAACCUCACCAAGCAGCGCCAUCGUCACACGCCCAGAGUGCUCAAGUUUGCUGGCCAAGUUCUGAUGACGAUGUGGUCGCACGCCGAGCUGCGCGAGGUGUACCGCAAGCACGGGUGGCGUGAGGCCGACUUCCUGACGCCGGCCAGGGCUGCCCAGCCGCGGGGCUCCUCCAACAGUAGCGGUCAGGGCACGCCGGCCGGCGCCGCUGGCACAGCGCCGCACUCGCCGAGCAACGCGAACAGCACGCUGAGCCGGCCGAUGGCCUCCACGGGCGGAACCCGCUACGAGGACCGCACUAUACGCAGGCAUCGAGAGAGCGAUGACGUGCCGACUCUGGACUCGAACAGCUACCAGGACGGCCUCGGUAUGGGCAACCCGAACGGGCGGCCGAUGAACCUGCAGGGGGUCCAGGCUCAGAUGCCGAUGCCGCCGGGCCGU